CCGCCCCCUCAAUGCUCUCAAAGCUCACCACCUAGCCAGCUUCAAUGGACGCUCCCUCUCCCUCUUUCUUUUCUCCCCGUCCCAGGUACCUACGUACCUUACAGAAACUCGAUCGAAUAGCUCCAGUUGAAUUUUUGAUACCCGCAACGCCCUGUUUAUAGCUCCAGUCCCCCCCCCCCGUCCUUGCGAUCCCCGGAACCGCAAACGCCCCCACUUUUUCGAACCUCCUCCUCCGACACGAUGGACAGACCCAACAAGCCCACAGCUCUGGCGAGCACCCCCGCGCUCGCGCCGCAGCCGCAGGUCAGCAUCACGCACAGCAACCAGCGCGUGUCGGCGGUGCUGCCGACGGGCGAGAGCGUCGAGAUCCUGCUCUACGGCGCCACGGUCCUCAGCUGGAAGGACAAGGACGGCGACGAGAAGCUCUGGCUGAGCGAGGGCGCCAAGCUCGACGGCUCCAAGGCCGUUCGGGGUGGCAUCCCGCUGGUCUUCCCGGUCUUCGGCGCCCCCCCAGCAGGCCACGCAACCUCGCGGCUGCCGCAGCACGGCCUGGCGCGCACGUCGCGGUGGGAGUUCUUGGGCAAGUCGACGUCGGAGUCGGCGCGGAUGGAGGGCCGGAAGGCCGGGGACCUGUCGGUCAAGCUCGACUUCGGGCUCAGCUCGGCGACGCUGGACGCCGCUGCUAAGCCGCUCUGGCCGUUCAAGUUCGGGCUCAUCUACAGCGUCACGCUGAACCGCGACAGCCUGACCACGAGCCUCGUCGUCACCAACGACGACGACAAGCCGUUUGACAUCCAGGUCCUGCUGCAUACGUACUUUAGGGUCAACGACAUCACCAAGGUCCAAGUCACGGGUCUCGACGGCGCCGAGUACGUCGACAAGGUAGACGGCCUCAAGACCAAGCAGCAGUCCUCGGACGUGACCAUCACGGGCGAGACGGACCGCGUGUACAGUCCCGCGGGCGGCGCUGGGCAGGCCGUGUCGGUGAUCGAGGGCGGCAAGGCGGCGCUCUCCCUCGCCCGCGACAACCUCCCCGACGUGGUCGUUUGGAACCCCUGGGCGACGGGGGCCGCGGGCAUCGCCGACUUCGCGCCCAAGGCGGGUUACGCGAACAUGGUCUGCGUCGAGGCGGGCUCCGUCAGGGGGUGGCAGACCCUCGAGCCGGGCGACGCGUUCGAGGGCGCCCAGACCAUCACCUUGUUGUCUUGACUGGGGGCGGCGUCCGGGGCGCGGUUGUGAGUAACCUAGAGUCGUUGGGGAUUUACGUGGAUGCAAAAAGGAGGGGUUGUAGAAGUGGAAGGACACUCCCCCCUUGGAUGUCGACAAUUCUUAGAAUAAGAGUCUAGAGGAGCUUUCUGGUUCUGAAAUCUACCCCAGCGAACAAUCUCAACCUAGUGCC
Phialemonium atrogriseum is the source of this 1399-nucleotide messenger RNA. Its product is annotated as putative aldose 1-epimerase. NCBI's taxonomy places the organism in Eukaryota, Fungi, Ascomycota, Sordariomycetes, Cephalothecales, Cephalothecaceae. Gene Ontology annotation, molecular function: glucose-6-phosphate 1-epimerase activity; carbohydrate binding. Gene Ontology annotation, biological process: carbohydrate metabolic process. Bases 241 to 1209 code for a protein of 322 amino acids. The transcript is spliced from 3 exons. Gene Ontology annotation, cellular component: cytoplasm. The record is from RefSeq and is a predicted model, not a curated record.